Molecule: messenger RNA, 888 nt
Organism: Miscanthus lutarioriparius
Lineage: Eukaryota; Viridiplantae; Streptophyta; Magnoliopsida; Poales; Poaceae
Source: the annotation of a GenBank genome assembly
AUGCAGGGUGACGCCGACGACGACGGCCACUACUUCUUCUUCAGCGCGCCGGCGAGCCCCGUGCACUACAUCCUCCGCUCCCCGCCCUCCUCCACCGCCGCCGCCGCCUCGUCCCCUUACUUCGCCGAUGCCGACUGCUGCGCGGCCGCCGCCGCCGCCGCAGGGGACUUCGAGUUCGCCGCGCACGGCGCGGGGACGCACGGCGGUCCUGGCACCAAGGGGGGCGUGACGACGAUGAGCUCCGCCGAGGAGCUCUUCGUCGCCGGCCGCAUCCGCGUCGGCUGCCUCUCCCCGAUCCGACAGGAGGACGGCUGGGAGGAGUGCGGCGGCGACGAGGAGGAGGAGCAGGAGCGGGAGCGGGACGACGGACGCUCGCCGCGGGCUACUCGCCGGGCUAAGUCCGCCUCCCCGACGCGGAGCCCCAGGGCCGACAGGGGUGCCGCCACCGAGCCGUCCGACCCCUUCGCGUCCGCCUCCUCGUCGUCUUCCUCCUCGUCCUCGGCGAAGAACAUUCGACGGCGGAUAUCGCUGCGGGACCUCCUCAGCCGCACGGGCGUCGACUGCGCGGGGUCGGAUCAGUCAUCAUCAGGCACCGCCGAGGUCACCAGCAGGUUGGGUUUCUGGCCGCCGUCCCUCUGGCCGUCGCGCUCGUCCAAGAAGUCGCCGCUGCUGUCCUGCCCAGGCCCAGCGCCACAGCCGGCGCGGCGCCGCUCCACCUCCUCGGACAAGGGCGCGGCGGCGCCGGCGACGAAGAGGGCGCCUGGCGGCGGCAGUGCUCGGCGCACCACGUCGCUGCCGUACCGGCAGGGCCUGGUUCUCGGAUGCCUGGGCUUCGGGGCCCGGGGCUACGGGCUCGCCAAGUCCAUGCAUCCCCUGCCAUCCCGCUGA